AUGGAGUCCCUCAAGGCGGUUUUCUGGAAGCCAGACCCGGCGGCUCAGAUGAGAAAAUGUAACAACCUGAUAAGAUCAAAUACCCGAAAACUUGACCGCGACAUCAUUCAACUCAAAAACCUCGACCAGAAAGCCCGCCAGACCAUCCUCGCAUCCUCGAAGCGCGGCCAGCGCAACCCCUCCCAGCAGAAACAAGCAGCCCAGGAGACAAGACUUUUCGCCAAAGAGCUCAUUCGGAUACGAAAACAGAGCAACCGGCUAGCUACCUCAAAGGCCCAACUACAAAGCGUGCAAAUGCAAGUCAACGAAGCGUUCUCGGUACGGAAGAUUGAGGGAAGCAUCAAAAGCUCGACCGGCAUCAUGAAAGACGUGAAUAGUCUAGUACGGCUACCGGAGCUCACAGGCACAAUGAGGGAGCUUAGCCAGGAGCUUAUGAAGGCGGGGAUCAUCGAAGAGAUGGUAGGGGACAGUCUACCGGAUGAUGAGCUGAUGGAAGGAGAGGACGAGGAGGCAGAGACCGAAGUCGACAAAGUACUUGGUGAAAUAUUACAAGGAAAGCUUGGAAAGGCAAAGGUGGAAGCUGCCCCAGUUGCAGAGGAACCGCCAGUGGCGGAGGAGUCGAUAGAAGAUCAAGAAGCGACAUUGGAGCAGAUGAGAGGAAGGUUAGAGGCUCUCAAGGGCUGA
Messenger RNA from Bacidia gigantensis, 684 nucleotides. RefSeq lists its product as uncharacterized. NCBI's taxonomy places the organism in Eukaryota, Fungi, Ascomycota, Lecanoromycetes, Lecanorales, Ramalinaceae. Gene Ontology annotation, biological process: late endosome to vacuole transport; protein transport; endosome transport via multivesicular body sorting pathway. The record is from RefSeq and is a predicted model, not a curated record. Gene Ontology annotation, cellular component: multivesicular body; ESCRT III complex. The coding region runs from base 1 to 684 and encodes 227 amino acids. The transcript is spliced from 2 exons.